UCUGUACGAUGAAGAGAAGUCAGGUGUAGUUAGAUGAAAUGUCAGAGCGUAACGAACCCAGCAUUUCCUCAAAUAACGUUACUUGACACGUAAACUAAAGGUGGAAAAAUAGAAGUUUUCAUACAACUUUUGUAUAAGAUCGUUAAAUAUGGCUCGUUAUUUUCGAGAAGAGGAUAUAGAUGAAUUUAGAGAGUGCUUCUACUUGUUCGCGAGAAAUGGACACAUACGUACAUUAGAUGAACUUACUAUCAUUAUGAGAUCAUUGGGGUUGAGUCCCACCAUCGCAGAGCUAAAUAAGUACCUAAAGGAUAAAGGUGGAAAAAUGUCCUUUGCUGAUUUUUUAGAAGCGAUGCAUCUACAAACUAGAGCAGAAGACCUUCCAAAAGAAGUGAUAGAAGCUUUCCAAGCAGCAGAUAAGUUUCGUAGUGGCACUAUACCUGCUCGACAAUUGGCUCACAUGUUGCUCCAUUGGGGUGAACAAUUGAGCACCAAAGAAGUGGAGCAGAUUUUUAGGGAAGCUAAUGUUUCUCCAAAUGGACACGUUAAGUAUGAAGAUUUUGUGAAAAUAGCUUGUGCACCUGUACCUGAUUACUAUUAAGAACGAUUUAUAUAUUUUUCGAAUGACAUUUUUAUAAAACAUUUAUAUUUACACUCGCCCAGAGUCCCUAAAUUCUUAUC
Molecule: messenger RNA, 678 nt
Organism: Megachile rotundata (alfalfa leafcutting bee)
Lineage: Eukaryota; Metazoa; Arthropoda; Insecta; Hymenoptera; Megachilidae
Product: calmodulin-like protein 4
Cellular component (GO): myosin II complex
Molecular function (GO): calcium ion binding
Source: RefSeq, a predicted model, not a curated record